AAUUUAAGAUCCUGUUAAAUUUCCGGUGAAUAGUUUGAUUUAGAUGUUGAACAAAUGAAUAUUUAAUGCUCUUCUCCACUGAUUCUCCAAAAAAUGCAGUUAUUGUCACGUGACUUCGAAUACAAGCAACGUAAAAUUUCUCUACGACGACAAAUAAUGAAUGAUCGUUGCUCAGAUACCAUCGUCAAGGAGACGACGCUGAAACAUCAAAAUAACAAUGAUAAAGAUGAAAAAACGUAUUGAAAUUUUAUAAAGCAAAGUGGACCAAUACACUGUUUCAUCCAUACGAUUUUAAAGUCAGAAUCACAUGGCUCAAUUACCAAAUAUCAAACCCAAACGUAAAAUUAAAUCAUCUAUUGAGUAUGUGGAUGAUUCUGAUAUUAUACUUGAUUCAGAAGGAAAUGAAAUUCGUGGCGAAACAUACACAUCUUUACAUUCAACUAUGAAUGGAUGUCGAAGACCUUUGAGUGCAGAUGCUUCAAGUUCUAAUUCUACAGGACAUAAAAAAUCGGCCGAGGUUGAUCUCAAAUUCAUUAAAGAGCCUUUGCAACGUUCCAUGAGGGAAGACGAUAAUGGCUUACGUAGAAGUUAUUAUUCAGGUGAAAUCUCUCGAGGCCUUAAGGCAGAAAACCUUCGAAAUUUUCUCAAUAACUUGGAGUCACAAGGGGAAGAGGACGCAAGUCAGGUGCUUAAAGAAAAACUAAACCGUUUGCUUCAGGAAAAAGAAACCUUGACAUUACAGCUAACACACUACAGAGAGAAAGCAGAGGUCGCGUCAAGUGACUUAGCUGCAGAAAAGAUAAAAACUUCCACUCUUAAAAACGAGGUGAAAUCUUGUGAAAUACGAGUGUCUGACAAAGAUCAACGAGUGACAGAUCUCCAGUGCGAAAUUGCGACACAAAAACAAAAUGGGGCCAGGCAGACAGCCCUGAUCCAGUCAUUACGUCAUCGUCUUCAGGAAGCCGAAGAGGCAAUCGAUGCAAAGGAGAGCGCUGCGUCACGGGGUGACGUCACUAUUGCAGCUUUGAAGAAAGAAAUGCAAAGUCAGCAGGAUCGGCUACAACAAGCCGAGACGGCGUUAAAACGACGAAUAAACGAGGAGGAAAACGCUACGAAAAAAGCACACUCGUGGAAGACAAAGUAUCUUGAAUUGAAGGAUCAAUUGAGUUCAGUACUUCAUGUCGACUUGUCAGAAAGUACCUUGGAGUCAACUUCAUUACUUAUUAAAAAGGUGAAUGAUCUAGUUCGAGAUAGACAAAAUUUGGAAGAGAAAACGAAAAGUCUUUCUGAUAGCUUACAAGAAAAUGAUUUGGAAUCAAAAGCAAGGAGGGAAACGAUAAUGCGCUUAGUUGCGGAGGUUGGAAACGAGAAAAAAGAAGUAGAAAAACAGCAGCAGACUAUUAAGGAUUUCAACCGUAAGAAUGAUACAUUGGAACAAAAAGUUUGCCAACUCGAAGUAGACUUGGAAAAUUCUCGUGAUAAAUUAAAGACGAGUCAGGAAGUGUGGUCGACAACACGGGAUGCUCUACAGGAACGCGAAGAAAAAUUAAACUUAUUAGAGCAAUCUUUGCAAAACGCGAAAGAAAAUGAGCAAGCAGUACAGACAAAGUUAACAAAGUUUUGCCACCAUCUCUCUGAAAUCAUGAAUUGCGAGGAAUCCGAAGAAAGUAUAAUAAACAAUGUGAAGAAAAUAACGAGAGAAUGUCGAGAUGCGAACUCUACAGUAGAAAACAUUCAAAUAAAACUGCGAAACACACAAGAAGAGUUGGAUGGUCAAAGAAACAUCAACAGAACAACACUACGACGUGCAGUUGAAGCCGAAAGUCAGAUGAAAGAUAUGGAAGACAGGAGUUCUGGAUUGGAAGGCGAGUUACUUUCAUCGGAUGUUGAAAGAGAUCAGUUAAGAGAAGAUCGUCACAAAUACAUGCGAUUCUGUGAGAAUCUUGCCAACACAAUGAAAUUAAAUGAGAUCGCUCAGGAUGCCGGUCUUGACGUGAACGGUGAAGCUCUAUUGGAGAGAGCCAGACAGCUUGUGAAACUGGAAAGUGAAGAAAUUAAUGAUCGCAGUAGUACUAUAUACAGCCUUCAAAGAAAACUGAAAUGGUUUAAACAACAGAUGCAAAGUAAAGACCUGCAAUUAGGCCUUUUACAAAAGAAGUUAUCGAGCCUUGAUGAUACCAUUAGGAGUAAGAGUCGUGUUGAAGUAGAACGUGACGAAUCAACGAUAAAAUUCAAAAAACUUCAAAAACAGUGUGAAAAAUACCGCGGAGAACUUCUACAAUCACAAAAACAAGUGACAGAACUGAAAGCUCAACUUUUGGAAACGAGUGAAUUAAAGAGAGAAAACAUGACACAAAGUCAAAAAAUUGAAGAUCUUGAACUUAUGAUAAGUAAGCUAGCUAAAAGUAAAGAACGAACGACACGUCAGCUGCAAGGAAUGAAAAGAAAUCUUCAUCAUAGCGAAGCUGAGGCUAAAGAAGAAAAAGUAAAAACAUACAGUAGUAUUAAUCAAUUGAAGGUCGAGUUGAACAACGUAAAAAAACUCUAGAAGAAACACAUACAAGGGAAAAACAGUUGCUGGAUUUCCGGAAAGUGCUUGCAAAGCUCCUGGGAAUGAAUGUUGAAAACCUUUCUGUACCUGACUUUGAAAUCAUUUCUCGUAUCGAGCGACUGGUCCAAGCACACCGCGCGCACGCCAUCACUACGCAUAGCCUGGAAACUAGUUUACAGGACAUGGACGCACGUUAUCGCGAAAGUUAUGAAGACACAAUGGCC
Molecule: messenger RNA, 2775 nt
Organism: Xenia sp. Carnegie-2017
Lineage: Eukaryota; Metazoa; Cnidaria; Anthozoa; Malacalcyonacea; Xeniidae
Product: coiled-coil domain-containing protein 170-like
Exons: 17
Coding region: 308-2548 (746 amino acids)
Source: RefSeq, a predicted model, not a curated record